This is a messenger RNA of Ogataea parapolymorpha DL-1, 684 nucleotides long. Its product is annotated as Pre-mRNA-splicing factor ISY1. The record is from RefSeq and is a predicted model, not a curated record. Bases 1 to 684 code for a protein of 227 amino acids. Gene Ontology annotation, cellular component: catalytic step 2 spliceosome; post-mRNA release spliceosomal complex; post-spliceosomal complex. Gene Ontology annotation, biological process: generation of catalytic spliceosome for second transesterification step; mRNA 3'-splice site recognition. Lineage: Eukaryota; Fungi; Ascomycota; Pichiomycetes; Pichiales; Pichiaceae. The transcript has a single exon.
AUGCUCAAUAGAUUGUACGGAAGACAGCACGGAGUGGUUGGCUCGCGACCACGCGUGACACAAGACACGGAUGACGUACACGAGGCAGAGGCUUUUCGGACCAUGUGUUUGCAGGAGAUAUCUGCUAAGAUCGAGAAGAUCAACGACCCGUUGCUUCAAGACUCUCAGAUCAGGGCCCUCAACGAUGAAUUGAACAAGCUCAUGCGGGAACGCCGCGCGUGGGAGCAUCGUGUGAAGGAACUUGGCGGGCCUGACCAUCUCAGGACGUCUGCUGUGGCCGAUGAUUCUGUCACUGUGAACAAUUACCGGUAUUUUGGCAGAGCGAAACAGCUACCGGAGGUGGAACGAUUGCUCAAGCCUAAAGAAAAGGAUGAUGCAUUUGCGUCCGGAAACGCAAAAGAGCAGUUUUCGCAAUUAAAUCAGACAGAUUUGGGGCCGGCCUACUAUGGAUAUGAGGAUGAGAACGAGCUAGACUUGCGGAUUCCCAACGACAUGGCCCAGGAUACUCCAGAAGAAUGCGCCUUGCUGGAGUUUGAGCGCAAACGCACAGCAGAGCUUCGCACUAGCGGCUUCGAAAAAACUGCUAUUCUUGACACGCCUCAGCUCCCUACAGAACAAGAGUACCAGGAUGCCGUGGUAGCACUUAGAAAGCAGCAGUUACUAGAGAAACUGAAAAAUCGGUAA